UCAUAAUAGUUUCAUAUGUUUGUCAAACUCAGCAUAAGUACAAAAAGCAUAUAAUUUGUUAUGAGAGCACACAUGUGAUAUUUUUCAUAGUGAGAUUUGUUUGCAGAGCUCUGAACAACAAUGGUGUCAUAUCUUCACACACUUCUAGCUUUACCUUUAUUAGUAUUUUUCCUUUUCAUGAAAUACAAAACCAAUAUCAAGAACUCAUCAUCAUCAACCUUUCCAAAGGGUCCAAAAGGUCUUCCUAUAAUUGGAAAUCUCCAUCAACUUGACACUUCAAAUCUCCAUUUACAAUUUUGGAAUCUCUCAAAAAUCUAUGGUCCUCUUUUCUCUCUUCAAAUUGGUUUCAAGAAAGCAAUUGUUGUUUGCUCAUCUAAACUAGCUCAAGAAAUUCUCAAAGAUCAUGAUCAUGAUGUAUCUAGUAGACCUCCAUCACAUGGUCCAAAAACAUUGUCAUAUAAUGGUAUAGAUAUGAUAUUUUCACCAUACAAUGAUUGUUGGAGAGAGAUAAGAAAAAUUUGUGUUGUCCAUUUCUUUAGCUCCAAAAAAAUUUCUAGCUUUGCUCAUGUGAGAAAAUCUGAGGUCAAGCUAAUGAUUGAAAAGAUAUCUAACCAUGUUUGUUCUUCCAAAAUUUCAAACCUUAGUGAGGUCUUAAUGUCUGUCUCAAGUUCUAUUGUAUGUAGAAUUGCUUUUGGAAAAAGUUAUGAGCAUGAAGGGGGUGAGAAAAGCAGGUUCCAUGGUUUACUUAAUGAGACACAAGCUAUUUUCCUUUCCUUUUUUGUUUCAGAUUAUAUUCCUUUUAUGGGGUGGGUUGAUAAACUCACAGGGGCAAUUGCUCGUGUUGACAACACUUUCAAGGCUUUGGAUGAGUUCUUUGAACAAGUCCUCAAGGAACAUCUCAAUCCUAAUAAUAGGAAAAAAGAUGAUGAAGAGAAGGAUAUAGUUGACGUGUUACUUGAGUUAAAGAAUCAGGGUCGUCUCUCAAUUGAUCUCACCAAUAAUCACAUCAAAGCCGUCGUUAUGAAUCUACUUGUAGCAGCUACUGACACAAGUGCAGCCACAUCAGUUUGGGUGAUGACCGGAUUAAUAAAGAAUCCAAGAGCAAUGAAGAAAGCUCAAGAAGAAAUUAGAAACAUCAAAAAAGAGUUCAUAGAUGAAGAUGAUAUUCAAAAGUUUGUAUAUUUUAAGGCUGUGAUAAAAGAGACAUUAAGAUUCUAUUCACCAGCACCACUAGCCCCUAGAGAGACCAGUAAAAGUUUCACACUAAAUGGAUAUAAAAUAGAACCAAAAACAUCAGUGUUUGUGAGUAUUUGGUCUAUUCAUAGGGACCCCGAGACAUGGAAAGACCCCGAUGAGUUUUAUCCAGAGAGAUUCUUAAACAAUGAUAUAGAUUUUAAGGGACAAAAUUUCGAGUUUAUUCCAUUCGGUGCAGGGCGUAGAAUAUGCCCUGGCAUACCAUUAGGAAUCGCCACAGUAGAAAUGAUAACCGCAAACCUUCUUAACUCUUUUGAUUGGGAAAUGCCUGAAGGUAUGACAAAGGAAGAUAUAGACACUGAAGGAUUGCCAGGACUUGCUAGACACAAGAAGAAUCACCUUUGCCUUGUUGCCAAGAAUCACAUGUAAAUGUCGCAAUCGACAGUUUUUAGUAUACGCUGGUAUGCAAGUUGCUUAAUUAAUCUAGAUUCUAUACAUUGAUGUUGUAGGUAAUUACAGUGUGGAGGUAUAUGCUUGUUUUUCUUUAUGUAUAAUGGUUUAUGCAAUAUUUGUAUCAGAGAUUGAUAUAAACACCGUGUCUGCUUGCUUGUGAUUUAAGUUUUUAGAUGCAUUACUGAUAAA
Molecule: messenger RNA, 1836 nt
Organism: Medicago truncatula (barrel medic)
Lineage: Eukaryota; Viridiplantae; Streptophyta; Magnoliopsida; Fabales; Fabaceae
Product: cytochrome P450 71A1
Exons: 2
Coding region: 121-1623 (500 amino acids)
Molecular function (GO): iron ion binding; heme binding; oxidoreductase activity, acting on paired donors, with incorporation or reduction of molecular oxygen
Source: RefSeq, a predicted model, not a curated record